Molecule: messenger RNA, 1080 nt
Organism: Babjeviella inositovora NRRL Y-12698
Lineage: Eukaryota; Fungi; Ascomycota; Pichiomycetes; Serinales
Exons: 1
Coding region: 249-926 (225 amino acids)
Biological process (GO): amino acid transmembrane transport
Cellular component (GO): membrane
Molecular function (GO): amino acid transmembrane transporter activity
Source: RefSeq, a predicted model, not a curated record
AAAAAAAUGCAUAUGGCUUCCAGUACUAGAGCGAAGGUGGUCUAGUGAAAGCAUAUUUGGUGGAGGGCAGCACCGGAAAGUUUCUUGGCGUGUGGAAGGUCACGAUCCAUGUCGCCUUUGCGGUCGGUGGCCCUGACUGUCUCGCCCUUAUCUCUGGUGAAAUCAUCCAGCCAUGAACUAACAUUCCCAUCGCCGGAAAGCGUUCAUAUAUCCGUCUUUGUCUCUUCUAUCUUGGCGGUAUUUUCUUCAUGAACUGUUUGUGCGCCUCAAACAAUGCUGGUCUCUUGAAGGCUCGGGCUGAAGGCAUUGCCGGUGCCGGCUCCUCCCCGUGGGUGAUUGGUGUUAAAGAUGUCGGUGUCCAUGAGCUAGACUCGCAUAUCAAUGUCUGUAUCAUGAUGGCUGCCUGGUCCUAUGGUAAUGCCUUUACGUACACCACCACCAGGGUGCUCUACUCGGCAUCGUUAGCGAGUUUUUCCCCUAAGUUUAUGGCCACCUGUUUACCAAACGGGUCGUCUAUCUACUGUGUGGGCUUCUCGAUUUUGAUCAGGUGUUUGUCUUAUCUUUCCGUUUCCGACACUACGGCUGUAGUUUUCAACUGGUUUGUGAACCUAGCCACUACCAGGUUGUUGUGUAUAUACUUUGUCGUUUAUUUGACGUACUUUCAGUUUCAUCGUGCGUUCAAAGAGCAGGGAUUUACAGAGGCAGAUGCCUACUAUAAGGCACCGUUCAACUGCCAGCCGUAUGCCUCGUACUUCGGCUGUCUUAUGGUGGUUUUUUCCUUGAUCUUUAAUGGAUUCUGGGUGUUAUUCCCGGGGAAGUUCACGGUGGCCGACUUGUUCACGUGUUAUUUCUGCCAGGUGUUUUUUUGUGAUGUUCUACUUUUUCUGGAAGUUUUUGAAAAAGACAUUGAUAAGAAACCCGCUUGAUAUGGAUAUUAUAUCAGGAAAGCAUAAGGUUAAUAUGGAAGAAGAGGCGGGGUUGGCAGAAAUCAAUCAGAAGCCGGUAAAGACAGGCUGGUUCUGGAGGCUCAACCGCGGUAUAUCGCACUUUUUGUUUGAUUGAGCGGUAUGAUUUAGACAC